AUGAUUGCGAUGUCGAGUGUUGCCACGGCAGUAAUUGCUCUCGCCGCGUGGGUGUACGCCGGGCAGCCUUCGUCGGUGCAAAACCCCACCGCGCUACCCUCCCAGGCCGUGUUCGUCGACCCGCACUCGUUCGCAGUGCUCGGGGCCAACGCCACGUUCCGCACCAACGCCUUCGGCCAGCUCUUCAACCCGACCAACACCACCCCGCCCUUCUUCCAAGUCUUCCACCAGGACUUCCUCAAGAUCCUCGGACCCAGCCCGACCCUGCGCGCCGUGACCGCGAACCCGACGUUCGCCUUCGCGCACGAGGCCCCGAUCUGGGACCCGGCUACGGACGAGGUGUUCUUCGCGAGCAACGACGGCGGCGCACUCGGAAUGAGCGACAUCGACCACAACAGCCAGGUGUCCAAGAUCUCGCUCGCCGAGGUCGCCACCGCGAUCAAGGCCGCGGGCCCCGGCGCCGCGCCGGUGAACGUGAGCGUCACGAAGCUGGACCUCCCGGACACGAUCCAGAUGACGAACGGCGGCACGGGACCCUUCGACGGGCAGCUCGUGCUCAUAACCUCCGGACGCGGCCCGCGUCCGCCGUCGAUUGCGCUCGUCAACCCCACGCCCCCGCACAACACCACGGUCCUGCUCGACAACUUCUUCGGCCGGCAGUUCAACUCCCUCAACGAUAUCAAGGUCCUUCCCGGGACGAACAAGCUGUUCUUCACGGACGUCACUUACGGGUUCUUGAACCACUUCCGCCCUGCACCGUUGAUGCCGAACCAGGUGUACCGCUUCGACCCCGACACGAGCGCGGUGCGCGUCGUCGCCGACGGCUUCGACAAGUGCAACGGGAUCAUCUUCAGCCCCGACGGCUCCGUCGCCUACGUGACGGACACUGGGGCGACCGGUGGGUUCCUGGGUAGCAACCAGACUGAACCCGCGACCAUCUACGCGUUCGACGUCGACCGGAAGACGCACGCGUUCACGAACCGCCGCGUGUUCGCGUUCGUCGACACCGGCAUCGCCGACGGCGGCCAGGUCGACGCCGCCGGCAACCUCUACGCCGGCUGCGGCGACGGCGCGCAGGUCUGGGCCCCGGACGGGACGCUGCUCGGCAAGUUCUUCCUCGGCACGCUCUCCGCCAACCUCGUCUUCGCUGGGGACGGGCGCGUCGUGAUCAUGGCGGAGACGGCGAUAUACCUUGCGGAGAUCGCGGCCAAGGCGCACAAGGUCUCGUUCCCGUGA
Messenger RNA from Epithele typhae, 1236 nucleotides. Its product is annotated as D-lactonohydrolase-like protein. Lineage: Eukaryota; Fungi; Basidiomycota; Agaricomycetes; Polyporales; Epitheliaceae. The transcript has 6 exons. Bases 1 to 1236 code for a protein of 411 amino acids. The record is from RefSeq and is a predicted model, not a curated record.